CUGCUGGCUCUCCCCUCUGAUUGGCUUGUGAAGGUUAUGAAACCCUUGAAUGGGCGCUGCGAGCAAACUUUGCCGCAAAAAAGUCACCCCUUCGCGAAAGGAGCCGGAGAGGCGAGGCUGCGCGCUCGAGCAUCCCCACCGCCCGUCACCAUGAAGUCCGCCGCGGUGCUCUUGGCUGGGCUGCUGGCUCUCACUGCCUAUUAUGUCUACUUGCCGUUGCCCAGCACUGUCUCGGAGCCUUGGCGGCUGAUGCUGCUGGAUGCUUCGUUCAGGGUGGCUCAGCAAUCGUGCAAUCUGGUUCAUUUCCUGGGACUUGGCCAUCAUCUGAGAGCCCUGAACUUCUUGAUUGGUGCCUUCGAACAGCUGAAUCCCCAGUCCUCGGAAGGAGUGAAGAUAACAGAUACUCAGUUUGAUGGCGUGGAGGUCAGAGUGUAUGAGCCGCUGGCAAAAGGAGGGGCAAAACUAAGGCGCAGUGUGGUCUACAUCCACGGAGGAGGAUGGGCCCUGGCAAGUGCAAGAGGAGGUUACUAUAACAAUCUUUGCUCAAUUAUGGCUGAAUCUCUGGACGCUGUUGUCGUUUCAAUCGAGUACAGGCUCGUGCCAGACUUCCACUUCCCAGUGCAGUUCAACGACGUCCUCCAGGCUACGAAGCACUUUAUGCUCCCCGAAGUCCUUGCUCGAUAUUCCGUGGAUCCCAGCAGAGUUGCCAUUUCGGGCGACAGCGCAGGAGGAAACUUGGCCGCUGCCGUAUGCCAAGAGAUGAGUCAAGAGGAAAAUGUCACCACCAGAUUUAAACUGCAGGCUCUGAUUUAUCCGGUCCUUCAGCCGUUCGAUUUCAACACCCCCUCGUACCAGCAGAACGAAGUCACGCCUGUCCUUCCCCGUUUUGUCAUGGCGAAGUUCUGGAUAGACUACUUCAACGGAAAUUACGACUUUGCCCAUUCCAUGGUGGUCAACAACCACACCGCCCUCGACGUGAGUGAGGCCAAUGCCUUCAGAGAACACCUGGACUGGACUUUCCUCCUACCUUCAAGGUUCAGGAAGAACUACAAACCUGUCACACACGCGACGGGGAAGGCAGAAAUAAUCCGGGAUAUACCUGCCUUGCUAGACGUCCGUGCUGCUCCCUUGCUAGCUGAGAAGGAGGUUUUCCGCAUCCAGCCAAAGACUUACAUCCUUACUUGCGAGAUAGAUGUUUUGAGAGAUGACGCACUCAUGUACGCCAAACGGUUAGAGAAAGCGGGUGUGGCGGUGACUAUCGACCACUUUGAAGACUGUUUUCACGGCUGCAUGAUCUUCACCGUUUGGCCUACCAAUUUUUUCGCAGGAAUCCAAACCAGGGACAGCUACAUCAAGUGGCUGAGUCAAAACCUGUGAAGUGUCCCCCUCUUAAAAACUAAAAACUGUAACUGGUCCCCAAGUCAUGUGUACACCUUUGUAUGCAAUCUUGUGCCAUCCAUUUUGAAGACUUUGUUGGAGAGUUUUCCGUUGCAGCAGAGUCGUGUGCCGCCAAUGAUUUGCUUGGACUGUACACCAUUGGGGGGUUUUUUGGGGGGGGGGAGUCUUUGGGUAGUCUUGAACCCAGACCCUAAAGGCAUUGUAAGAGAGUCAGACCCAACCUGUAGCAGAAUGAGGCUAACACUUCAGAUUGCAGGAGGAGGAAUGAAAAUAUUCUCCCAUAUAGAAGCUCUCUUCAAGUGGAACAUUGACACAGCAGUGUAACCAAUUCUAUCCUGGCCCUCUCCCUACUGAGCUUGUUUUCUGCUUGCAAGGAAGGAUUUGCUUGUCAGCUGUAAGGAAGAGCUAAAAAACAUGGGUUUUCCCAUCUGCAAGUCUGAAAUGGUAUAUAGUUCAUUGCACCAUUUCUUUCUGCUGCCUAUAUAGGGUGUGUAUCCAGCUCAACAGUUCUGCUAGCAAAAGUAUUUUUGGCUGCUCGGCGGAAUUUCCUGUCCCUCUCCUCCACCAUGGGUCCCCUAAAACUGCUCUGGAAAGUUGGUGGGGAAACCCCAGAACAUAUUUAGGGGGCAUAUUUAGAAGAGGGAGAGGCUGUUCCAGCAUGCAGCCUGAAGUGCUUUUACCAGUGGAAAUGCUUCGCUGGGUUCUGGCCAUAGAGACCAGGCCCCAAGUUAUGUCCAAAUUGCUGGGUAACAUCUGCACUUCCCAGCACCCGUAACAAACUACAGUGGCCAGGAUUAUCUGUGAGUGUUAAAGUGGUAUAAUAGUGCUUUUAAAUGUAUAGUGUGAACAUGGCCCAAAUCAAAACAGGGCUGUUACUCUUAAGCACCACUGUCACUCUCAAAGACUAGGAGAAACAGCUUAUCCAUCAGACCUGAUUUGUGACCCGGCAAGUGUAAAGCACCCCACCCCACCCCACCCCACCCCCAUUUAUUGCUUCCUAUCAGCCUGCUUUUUGCCAUUUUGGAGGCUCGGCAAGCCACCAGAUGCCUAAGCUUAAUUUAAUGGGUCGCAAGUGUUUCAGGCCUGAUGUAAAUAGAAGACAGCGAGGCUGGGUCCCAUAGCUGCAAUCUUAUCCUACGACAUUUAGAUUGGUCGCAUCCUGUGCUGGUUGGUGCUGGUACCUUUUGGGUACCAAAAGCUCUGUUUGGGAUUUCGAGCGAGCGCUGUGGGCACCAGCUACAAAAUGGCAACACAAAAUGGCCGCCACAUUUAAAAGAGAAAAGGAACGCAGCUUGGGAUGGAUGAGUAUUACACAUACCGUACACACACACACAAGCAAUGGGGGAAAUGGACCUACGCCAGCCGCAGCCAUGUUUGCUCACAGAGACAAACUUUUUGCACCUCUCCUCUGUUCAGAGACAAUGGGAGCAUUGGUGUUCUGUGGAAUGUGGGCAUGUUUAAAGGGUUAGAACAGGCAUCCCCAAACUUCGGCCCUCCAGAUGUUUUGGACUACAAUUUCCAUCUUCCCCGACCACUGGUCCAGUUAGCUAGGGAUCAUGGGAGUUGUAGGCCAAAACAUCUGGAGGGCCGCAGUUUGGGGGUGCCUGGGUGAGAAGAUGCCGAGCCAGUGCAAGCAGGAACUGAGGAAGAGGGAAACUCUCUUUCAUGCAUUGUGGAUUUUGGAAGGGACACCUUCCAAGACCUUUGGAGGGUACCAUAGGUGAUAUGGGUGGGCAGACACAAUUGUGACCCCUGUGUGGACAGCACUGACACAGAUAAGACUUCAGUACGAGGCAGCGUCUUGAAGCCACUUUUUUUGUGUGUGUCCUAACAUCAAUGCAAGAGGCUCCCUGGUAGGGCUAAGGAGCCUCCCCCAGUAAGCUCUACACUGCUUAUAUACAGCUGCCUCCUUUCUGAUCAGGUGCUGAUCCUGGGGAGAUAGGAGCCAACGGAUAAUGUAUCUCGCUCUCCCUCUGUACCACAUCCUUCAUCUUGUGUGCUGGUAUUUAAAACGUUAAUGGUA
This is a messenger RNA of Zootoca vivipara (common lizard), 3421 nucleotides long. RefSeq names its product neutral cholesterol ester hydrolase 1 (gene NCEH1). Gene Ontology annotation, molecular function: carboxylic ester hydrolase activity. NCBI's taxonomy places the organism in Eukaryota, Metazoa, Chordata, Lepidosauria, Squamata, Lacertidae. Gene Ontology annotation, cellular component: membrane. The record is from RefSeq and is a predicted model, not a curated record.